AGAGACCUGUGUAUAGAAUAGAAUUGUGUUGAGUUUUAUUAUCUGUUAUGUUUAGUUUGCUUUCAAUGAGGCUGUUUUAUGUUUGUAAUUGUGCCUGUGGCUGUUUAAUGCUGCUUUGCUCAAAGUUCAUGGAGCUGCCGGCUGUCAAUCCAACGUGCUUUGGCAGAAGGUCAGCGGGCGGAAGGACGAGCGAGCGUAACCGACAUUUGACAACAUUCAAGCUCGACAUGAAGCCUCGACAUGCUGCCGCCUCCGCUGCUGCUGUGUUUCUGUUCUCACUGCUCUGGCCUGGCUGCUGGUGCAGGAACGAAGAGGAACGCCUCAUCAACUUCCUGUUCAAGGAGCGCGCCUACAGCAAGGAGUUGCGUCCCGUGCAGAGACAGCAGGACGCCGUGGACGUCUACCUCGCUCUCACCCUCUCCAACCUUAUCUCCUUGAAAGAAGUGGACGAGACGUUGCUCACCAACGUUUGGAUCGACCAUACAUGGACGGACUACCGACUGACGUGGAACACGACUGAGUUUGACGGCAUUGACAUGCUCCGCCUCCCGUCCAGCAUGGUUUGGCUGCCAGAGAUUGUGCUGGAAAACAACAAUGAUGCCCAGUUCCAGGUGGCCUACUACAGCAACGUGCUGGUGAGCAACGAUGGUCUGUGUUACUGGUUGCCUCCCGCCAUCUUCCGCUCAUCCUGCUCCAUCAAUGUCAACUACUUCCCCUUCGAUUGGCAGAACUGCACGCUCAAAUUCACCUCGCUCACUUACAACGCCAAGGAGAUCAGGAUGCUCCUGAAGGAAGAGAGCGACGAUUCAAGCAAGUGGACGGUGGAGUGGAUCAUCAUCGACCCUGCCGGUUGGACAGAGAACGGCGAGUGGGAGGUGAUCCACCGUCCGGCCAAGAGGAACACCUACAGACACAUUCCCAUGGACAGCAACAAGCACCAGGACAUCACCUUCUACCUGAUCAUCAAGCGCAAACCUCUCUUCUACAUCGUCAACAUCAUCAUCCCCUGCGUGCUCAUCUCCUUCCUCGCCUCGCUCGUCUACUACCUGCCUGCCGACAGCGGCGAGAAGAUGACCUUGUCCAUUUCGGUCUUGCUCGCUCAGUCUGUCUUCCUGCUGCUGAUCUCUCAAAGGCUGCCGGAAACUUCCAUGUCUGUUCCGCUUAUUGUCAAGUACCUGAUGUUCAUCAUGGUGCUGGUGACGGUGGUGGUGUUGAACUGCGUAGUGGUCCUCAACCUGCACUUUAGGAGCCCGAGUACUCAUGUCAUGUCUGAGUGGACCAAGACGUUCUUCCUUGAGCGUCUACCUCGCAUCCUACGUAUGUCCCGCCCCGCCGAGGCGGAGCCAUACUGGGAUGGAGCGUUGCCACGGCGCUCCAGCUCGGCAGGCUACAUCGCCUCGGCGGAGGAGUACUACAGCGUCAAGUCCCGCAGCGACCUCAUGUUCGAGAGACAGUCGGUGAGACACGGCCUCACUGCCCGACCCACGCAUGCCUCAGUGAAAAAGCUGCAGGAGGACGGCGGCAUCACAGAGCAGCUCUACGGGGAAAUCAAGCCGGCGGUGGACGGAGCCAACUACAUCAUCAAGCACAUGCGCAACAAGAACGACUACAACGAGGAGAAAGACAACUGGAGUGGCAUCGCUCGCACGGUGGACCGACUUUGUCUCUUCCUGGUUACCCCGGUGAUGACCUUUGGCACCAUCAUCAUCUUCCUCAUGGGCCUUUACAACCACCCUCCACCUUUGCCCUUUGCUGGUGACUCCUACAACUACAGGGAGGAAAACCCACGUCUGAUGUGACACACACA
Messenger RNA from Doryrhamphus excisus (bluestripe pipefish), 1807 nucleotides. The record is from RefSeq and is a predicted model, not a curated record. NCBI's taxonomy places the organism in Eukaryota, Metazoa, Chordata, Actinopteri, Syngnathiformes, Syngnathidae.